This is a messenger RNA of Loa loa (African eye worm), 1194 nucleotides long. RefSeq lists its product as hypothetical. Gene Ontology annotation, cellular component: endoplasmic reticulum membrane. NCBI's taxonomy places the organism in Eukaryota, Metazoa, Nematoda, Chromadorea, Rhabditida, Onchocercidae. The record is from RefSeq and is a predicted model, not a curated record. Gene Ontology annotation, molecular function: 7-dehydrocholesterol reductase activity. The transcript has 7 exons. Bases 1 to 1143 code for a protein of 380 amino acids. Gene Ontology annotation, biological process: brassinosteroid biosynthetic process; cholesterol biosynthetic process.
AUGUUAUGGUCGGAAACUGAUGUGUUGUAUCAAAUUUUUCCAACACCAUUUUCUUCGAUAGCUUGGAAAAUUCUUAUUUUUAUUACACUUUUACAACUUAUCUUUCAUCUUGUUUUGCCUAAAGAUCUUGUCACAGUUAUCAAUAGCAUGGGAGAACGAGAAUGUCAUCCAGUGAAUUCGUUCCAGUCAUGUCUUCUUGUAAUACUAUUAUUCAUCUUUGGCUCAGCACUAGGCUUCUACAAAGCUUCUAUCAUUUAUAUGAAUUGGAUUCAAAUCCUAUCAUUGUUAAACUUUAUAUCCAUGAUCAUGGUUUUAUUGUUGUAUAUACGACAACGAAGUGAUGAUGAUGAUACUUCUGAUAUUAUCAGUGGAUUGUUUUUUGGUACUGAUUUAACGCCAGUGAUUUAUUCAGUUGAUCUCAAACACUUUAUCACCUAUAGAAUUGCUCGAACUUUAUGGCCGUUAUAUAUCAUCUCAUCCCUCUACUACAAUUAUACAUUUUAUGGAAGGAUCAAUAAUAAUUUACUAUCCUGUGCAAUUUUACAACUCAUUUAUAUCGGUAAAAUACAUUGGUUUGAACAUUUGCAUUAUAGUCAACUGGAUACUCAAAAUAAGAAAGCAGGAUUUUUUUACAUUUGGGGAACUCUUGUACUUUAUCCAGCAUUCUAUGCAACACCAAUUACAGUACUUGCACAACGUAAGGUUGUGUUACCUUUACCAAUCAGUGUGGCACUACUCUUCAUUACUGUCAUGGCGAUGUAUGUUACGGUUGACAGUGAUCGACAACGUGUACAAUUCAGACUUGCUAAUGGAAAUAUGAAAAUAUGGGGUGAAGAUCCAUUUUUUAUUACUGCCAAAUAUCGACGUAAAAAUGGUGAAGUUGCUGCGAAUUUACUUUUAGGAAGCGGCUGGUGGGGAUUAUGUCGGCAUCCAAAUUAUUUCGGUGAAUGGCUCACAUUUGCCUGUUGGACAAUUUUGCAGGGAGCAAGUACAUUUUUCGCCUGUUUUCCGUUCUUGUUUCUAACAUGCUACUUAUAUUUACGAUUAAAGCAUGAUGAACUGAGAUGUUUGGCAAAAUAUGGACCAUACUGGUUGCAGUAUCGGAAUCGAGUGAAAUAUUUGCUCAUUCCUUCGUUGUUUUAAAUCCCAGAUAAUUUUAUGCGAUUCAGAGAAGGAAAUAUAGUUGAGAAGGAC